AUGGCUGAUGAAAAUUUAAUCCGAGAUAUUCAAGUAACGAAGCUUUCAAAGGCAACGUAUAACCGCUGGAAGAUUGAAAUUCGAGACGCUCUGGAAAGUCAUCGAAUAUGGGAAGUCGCUAGUGGGAAAUCAGAUAAUACGGUUGGUUCUUUUGUAGCAGGUCUUAAAGUCAUAGUACGUCGAAUUGAAGCGCUAGAGUCAGAAGAUUUUGGUAAAAGUUUCAAUGAAAAACUCAUGAUGGCAAAAAUUCUUGGAUGUCUACCGAAAGAUUUUAAUAAUUUUGUUACAAGCUGGUCACUUCUUUCAGAAGACGUAUCACUAGAGUCUUUCUUAGAAAAGCUCACAAAUGCAGAAAGAAAUAUUACAGAACGUCUGGACGAUAUAUCCCAUGAAGCUUUCAAGGCUCAAUCUAAGUCAACGAACAGUCAAGAUAAGAAAGCAGUCAACAAGAAGUUCCAGGGAAAGUGUCAUAAAUGUGAUUCGGGAGCAAGCGUUCAUUUAACAAGAAAUAUGGAAUGGUUUUCGUCGCUACGUAAACUUGCUUCACCGUUAGUGCUAAAUGCUGCUAGCGGUCAAACUCUUCUGGCAACUCAUGUUGAUGCAGAAAGAGAAACAAGAAGAAAAGCAAUUUCUUUGAGAACGGAUAAUGGAACUGAAUAUAUUAAUCAAAAUGUAAAAGAAGUUCUUAAGUCUAUGGGCAUUAUUCACGAGUUAUCACCGCCUAAUGUCAAACAAUAUUUGUCUAAAAUGGAUCAUCACUUACUCUGGACAGAAGCUGUUGGGACAGCAGCAUAUCUUCGUAAUCGAGUGCCAAAUCGAGGAUUCACGAAUACGACUCCAUACUACGAAUGGUAUGGAAAGAAGCCUGAUGUUUCUCAUCUUCGAGUUUUUGGUGCAAAGGCUUUCGUACGUAUUCCAGAUUCACAAUGA
Molecule: messenger RNA, 930 nt
Organism: Camponotus floridanus (Florida carpenter ant)
Lineage: Eukaryota; Metazoa; Arthropoda; Insecta; Hymenoptera; Formicidae
Exons: 5
Coding region: 1-930 (309 amino acids)
Molecular function (GO): nucleic acid binding
Source: RefSeq, a predicted model, not a curated record